AAAAUGUGUGUGGAAUACGACGUAGAAAGACAAAACAGCACAAGCAAGAGUAAAACGCAAAGAAGAAAACGGGCACGUCCGGCGGUAGGGAGCGGUGUUUUUUUUUUUUAUAAGUAAAUUCGGAUCAGCUCAGUAGUGGCGGUCGCGUUCCAUUAGUUCCAAUUAAGUCGUUUCGCGCCCCUGUGGAGGUGCAGUACGCAGCGUGUCUGUCGCGGCAACAAACAGGACCAGUCGGCAGUCUACAGCAGUCGGCACGCGAACAUGGCCAACGAGAAAUCACUCAAAGAGUCCCUGCUGGCCGCGUCGCCGUUCCUGAUCAAAGUCGUGGAAAUCAUACUGGGCUUGACCAGCAUCUGUCUGAUCAUCAGUCCAUACUCGUCGAGGCUGCACACCAGCACUGGUAGAGCGGGUUUCGUGUACUCGGCCCUAUCCGGCGCCGUCCUGGUCGACCUUCUCAUAGUGGUCAGCCAUUUCUUACAACAAAAGAUACCGAAAAAGCCGAGUCUAAUUGUGUCGUGCUGGUACGGCGUGAUGCUGGCCAUAGCCGCCGGCAUCAUAUUCUCCGAUUGGAGAGCGCUCCAGUUCGCCCUCCAGGUGCGACCGUCCAAGAACCGGAUGGACCUGAUGAUAUCUUCGGCUGUCACAGCCACGCUGACGUCCGUCACGUUUUUUGCCGACUUUGUGUUGACGUUCAGGUACGGAUGAAAACGCGCACAAAAAUGUAUAAGAGUGGUGCCUACCUUACCUCGUAUACUCUGGCACAGGACAUAAACUAGAAUCGGUUCUGUGAAACAUGUUUUAUUUUCAUGAUCAUUAUUUUAAUUUUUGUCGAACGCCACCAAAAAUCCACAGUUAUUUUUUAUAUCAUAUAGAGUUUUUUCACGUAAAUUGCACUUUUUUUUAUUAAUAAUAAUACACGACGAACCUAAUAUUGUAACUUUAAGUCCAGCAACUCUGCGGUUCGCAGAUGAUAGGUAAUACAUAUUAUUAUUAUAAUACUAUCUAUAAUAUACAUUAUGUUAUAUGCGAUGAAUAAGUCUAGGGUCCGGUAGUUAAUGCACUGAUAGGUACUGCCUAAAAACACAUUUAUGAAAUUAUAUGACAACAUUUUUUUUUAAAUUUUAAACUAAUCUGUAAACCAACCUCAAUUAUCAAAUACAUAUAGUUAUGUCUUAGGCAUUUGGUAGGUACCUCAUAUAUAAAGUUUUGAUUCAUUGUAACUGUACUUCAUCAUGUAUUCAUAGAGAAUUUCGUCUAAAUGCGAUCAACUAGUAUAGUUCUAACAAUAAUUAAAAGUACAACUUGCUUUGUGAAAAAUUAAACUAUGUAUCCAUCAUAAGCUUUCAAAACUCAAAUUGGUAACCUUAGAAUUUUAAUCUACUAAGUACAGAAAAUGUCAUCAAUAUUUUCCUAAAAACUACAAGAUUAAAUUGUAGGUGCCUAUAUUAUAUUAGUACUAUCAAGCUAUGAUUCAAUUUUUUACCAAGUAAUCUAGAUAUUUUAAUGACCAUUAAACAUAAACUAAAAAACAUACAAUUAUUCCUGACCCUUGUGAUAACCCUAUUAUUAUAUCUAACUUGCGUAUAUGUCUACAUUAUUUACACUUUAAGCUAUAUCAUAAAUGUUAACUAUAUUUGUAAGUGGUAUAUUUUAUUUUAUUAACUAUUUAUACAAUCAAUAUCAUUAUAUAGGUAAUUUGGUAUUUGUGUCUUCAAUAAACAUAAAUUUAGUAUUAUACAUAUUAUAUAAAUAUAUAAUAUAGAUACCUACUUACACAGUUACACACUAUGUCACGGUUAUUUUUUGUUUCAAUAAAAUAAUACCUGAGUAGGUUUGCAUUUUUAAUUCAAAUUCCAUAAACAUAUUUUUACUUAGAAACAUAAUAUAUUUUAUUAAUAUUAAAAUAAAUUAUCAAUUUUAUAUCAAGUAUUUUAUAAACAUUUUUAUUACACAUAACGUCAUAAAGUAUUUAUAAUAAUCAAAGUAAAAAAAAAAAAUUCAUUUCACACAAAUAUUAAUUGGUCAAAUGACACACUUAAUACUUAUAUUAUAUUAUACCUAAAUAAA
Messenger RNA from Metopolophium dirhodum (rose-grain aphid), 2067 nucleotides. RefSeq lists its product as uncharacterized. The record is from RefSeq and is a predicted model, not a curated record. NCBI's taxonomy places the organism in Eukaryota, Metazoa, Arthropoda, Insecta, Hemiptera, Aphididae. Gene Ontology annotation, biological process: septate junction assembly. The transcript is spliced from 3 exons. Bases 262 to 705 code for a protein of 147 amino acids.